Molecule: messenger RNA, 2213 nt
Organism: Dipodomys spectabilis (banner-tailed kangaroo rat)
Lineage: Eukaryota; Metazoa; Chordata; Mammalia; Rodentia; Heteromyidae
Gene: Muc1
Product: mucin 1, cell surface associated
Exons: 10
Coding region: 76-1893 (605 amino acids)
Cellular component (GO): apical plasma membrane
Source: RefSeq, a predicted model, not a curated record
GCCAGCCCAGCUCUACCUCAUUCUCGGCGCCUGCUUGAAUCUGCCCUGCCCCCUCCCCACCAGUCCACCACCAUCAUGGCUCGGGCCAUCCAGGCCCCUUUCCUCCUGCUCCUGCUACUAGUGCUUUCCACAGGUCACAAGGAAGGUGUCGUCUUAGGAACUUCAUCUACUAACAUUACAGCCCAUUCUGGCACCCCAACGCCAACCACCAGUGCUUUAUCAGUCUCUGCCACCGCCACUGUCCACACUGGCACCCCAACUCCAACCACCAGCGCUACAUCAGGCUCUGCCACCACCACAGUCCACACCGGCACCUCAGCUCCAACCACCAGCGCUGCAUCAGACUCUGCCACCGCCACUGUCCACACCAGCACCUCAACUCCAACUACCAGCUCUGCAUCAGUCCAUGGUGGCACCCCAGUUCCAACCACCAGCUCUUCAUCAGUCCGUACUGACACAUCAACUCCAGCUACCAGCUCUGCAUCAGUCCAUAAUGGCACCCCAACUCCAACCACCAGCUCUGUAUCAGUCCAUAAUGGCACCCCAACUCCAACCACCAGCUCUACAUCAGGCUCUGCCACCGCCACUGUCCACACCAGCACCCCAACUCCAACCACCAGCGCUGCAUCAGUCCAUACUGGCACCCCAACUUCAACCACCAGCACUGCAUCAGGCUCUGCCACCACCACAGUCCACACUGGCACCUUGGCUCCAAACACCAGCACUGCAUCAGUCCAUGAUGGCAUCCCAACUCCAACCACAAGUGCUACAUCAGGCUCUGCCACCACCACUGUCCACACCAACACUUCAACUACCAGCUCUGCAUCAGUCCAUGGUGGCACCCCAACUCCAACCACUAGUGUUACAUCAGGCUCUGCCACCACCACUGUCCACACCAGCACCUCAACUCCAACCACCAGCUCUGCACCAGUUCACAAUGGCACCCCAACUCCAACCACCAGCUCUAAACCAGAUUCUGUCACCACUACAGUCCACACUGGCACCUCAGCUCCAACCACCAGCACUGCAUCAAUCCAUGAAGGCACCUCAACUCCAAACACCAGCACUGCUUCAGUCCUGGGUAGCACCCCUGUUAUUGCUUCUACAGUCUCUGUUGGCAACAGUACUCACUCUUCAACUCCUAGCCAGCAGUCUGCUACCCCUACCACCCUUGCCAGUGCUAGCAGCAGCACCGUUGCCAGUAGUACAGUACCUCUUGACUCCACCAGUCACAAUUCUUCCCAGUCACCUGUUAAGGACUCCCUCUUCUUCCUGUCUUUUUCUAUUUUAAACCACGAGUUUAACUCUUCCUUGGAAGAUCCUACAACCAACUAUUAUAAAGAGCUGAAGAGAAACAUUUCUAGAUUGUUUUUGCAGAUUUUUAACCAAGAUUUUCUGGGCCUCUUUGAUAUCAAGUUCAGGCAAGGAUCAGUGGUGGUGGAAUCCAUUCUGGCCUUAUCGAAGGCCAUCAGUGCCGACGAGGUGAAAUCAAAGGUUAUGCAGCAUGGCGAGAAUUCCAGCUAUGGUCUGAUCAUCUCAGAAGUCAGUGCACGUGACGUGCUGCCUCCUUCCUCUGCUCAGUCUUGGUCUGGUGUACCAGGCUGGGGCAUUGCCCUGUUGGUACUGGUCUGUGUGUUGGUCACAAUAACCAUCAUCUAUCUCCUUGCUGUGACUGUGUUUCAGUGCCGGCGAAAGAACUAUGGGCAGCUAGACCUCUUUCCAGCCCGGGACACCUACCAUCCAAUGAGUGAAUACCCCACUUACCACACCCAUGGGCGUUACAUAGCUCCUGGCAAUACCAAACGUAGCCCCUAUGAAGAGGUUUCUGCAGGCAAUGGUGGCGGCCUCUCUUAUACAAACCCCGCAGUGUCAGCUACUUCUGCCAACUUGUAGGGAGCAUUUUACCCACUCAAGGGUCAUCAGUGCUGGUCCCCUCCCUCAGGUUCUUCACUGCCAGAAACCCUCUCUAUUCUGACCUGGGCUGGUGAACUGGGAUUUCUGGUGGGCUGCUUCACAGCCUGCUCCAGAGGAGGCUUUGCUUAAAUCCUUAACCCAUUGUAGCCCAGUGAGGCCCAGCUCUGCCCCAGGGGGGACAUACUGGGGACUUUGUGGGGAGCCCUGGUGGCUCCCAAGAGGACUGGCCUAGAAAGCCUUGAGAUGGGGAUGGGAACCAAACAUGGCUGAAUAAAAUGUGAUCUCUCCUCUUGUGCUAA